Trypanosoma theileri is the source of this 1377-nucleotide messenger RNA. RefSeq lists its product as uncharacterized. Bases 1 to 1377 code for a protein of 458 amino acids. The transcript has a single exon. The record is from RefSeq and is a predicted model, not a curated record. Lineage: Eukaryota; Euglenozoa; Kinetoplastea; Trypanosomatida; Trypanosomatidae.
AUGGAUUUAAACAAACAUGUGGUACCGUCAGAGGCUUGGUAUUAUGUGUGCGUAACCCAAGAUGUACUGACGCAGCUAGAUGCAUUGUUACAACAACUUGAUCAGAAGAAGGAAAGCACAAAAACAGAUGAGUAUAAUGUAGUGGAAAAGAAAGUGAACCGAGUUCUUCACGAACGUUUACCCAAACUUUUACAACAACUUUGGCAAGAGAUCUGUGUAGGGAUAACAGCUGUUCUUAAAGCACAUACCGCUCAACCCAGUCAUGAGGAAAAGAUGUGGAGUGAGUUGGGAGAACAGUGUUCACAGUUAUCGCUCUUGAGAUCUCUUUAUAGAUUUAUUAUGGCUGCCCUCUCUGGAAAGGCAAUGUCGAAUGGGGGUGGAACUAUUGUAGAAGUUCGCGGGAUUGCACGCUUGCUGUAUCUGCGGGGUUGUGUAUUAUCGUCAAGUGAAGGGCAAGAAUUAAAACAGUGGAUGAUUGAUUUCGUAUUGGAAUUAUAUAAAACUAUAUUUACUCAAGUAGAGAAUGGGAAUGCACGAUUUGAUGAGUUGCAGAAAAAAAUAACGGUAUGUAAAGAAACUUUUCGUGAGUCUUCUUCUUAUCAAUCUCAACAACAACAACAACGUCAACAUCAACAACAACAAGAACCACAUCAAGGCAUAGGUUCAUCUAAUGUAAAUCUAGAAGCCGAAGUGGGAAGUUGUUCUGAUGAAGAAAUAUGCAAAGAACACUUGAAAUUUCUUAGGGCAGCGUGUAUUGGAUUAGCAGAUGAUCUCAUCACUUUUCUGAGACAACAAACAUUAGAAGAUUUACAGUCAUCUCCACCUUUAAAGGAAAAGAAUGAUGGUGAUGAUAAUAUUCAACCCAAUCUCUCUGCUAGUGAACCCACCGACACGGUAGUGGAGUUAACAGGAGUUGUGAAGGACUCUCAUUUAACCGCUGGCGCUGAUCGUUGGGUAUUUUUUCGCAUCCGCCCGAACGAUUCUCCUCCACUCACGCUUGAGGAAGUCUCUCUUCAAGUGCGUAACUUUUACGAUGUGUAUAAUGCGGAGAAGAGUAGUAUGGCCUUUGCCUUUGCAGACGGCUACGGGGAGGACUACACAGAUCUCUUUGAUGCCCUCGAAUACCGCUACUGCUUUACCGCCCCCGAAAAAAUACCCACAGCAGCAAUAGAAACAACAACAACAACAAAGGGAAUAGAAACAACUGGAACUACACCAAUAGCAACAACAACAACAACAACAAGAGUGGAGGGAGUCACAAUGUCUGUUCCAUCUGAAAAACAGUUGCCUGAUGGGGAAGUGCCUAAAGAGGCUGAAGAGGGAGUAAAAGAGUCGGAUAAGAAGUCUGAAGAAGGCGGUGGAUGUUCUGUUAUGUGA